CGGCUCCCUUUGUGGCAGGAAGCCGCUGCCGCCCGUGGCUCCCUUUGUGGCAGCCGCCAUGGCGGCCGAGCGGGCUCCGCCGGCCCGGGCCCAACCUCCGCCCCCCGGCCCCGCUCCCGGCCCCGCUCCCGGCCCCGCCCCGGGCUCCGAGCCCGCGGCACGAACCGGCCUCAGCCUGCCGGGCAUCCUGCACUUCAUCCAGCACGAGUGGGCGCGGUUCGAGGCGGAGAAAGGGCGCUGGGAGGCGGAGAGGGCCGAGCUGCAGGCGCAGGUGGCGUUCCUGCAGGGCGAGCGGCAGGGCCAGGAGAGCCUCAAGCUGGACCUGGUGCGCCGCAUCCGGAUGUUGGAGUUCGCCCUCAAGCAGGAGAGGUGCAAGUACCACAAGCUGAAGUUCGGGACGGAGGCGGCGCCGGGGGAGAAGCGCCCGGAGGAGCCGGUGUCCAACGGCCCCGUGGAGCUGGAGGGAGCCUGGAAGGAGGGGAGGCAGCUCCUGCGCCAGUACCUGGAGGAGGUCGGCUACAGCGACACCAUCCUGGACAUGAGGUCGCGGCGGCUCCGCUCGCUGCUGGGCCGGAGCCCCCCCGGAAUUCCGGGAAUUUCCCCCGAAAUUUCGGGAAUUCCGGGAAUUCCCGGAGCCCCCCCCAGCCCCGGGAGCCCCCCCUCCCCUCCCCCGGCCACGGAGUCGCUGCUGCUGCGCCGCAUCGAGGAGCAGAUCCAGAGGAACGCCGGGAAGGAGCCGCAGGCGGGGCUGAGCCCCUCCCCCCCUGAGGAAGACAGCGAUGAGGAAGAGGAGCCCGAGGGCCCCUCCCCCACCCCGGCCCGCAGGAGGGGCAAGGGUGUCCCCAAGGUCCCUGAGGAGGAGGAGGAGGACGAUGAGGAUGAAGAGGACUCCGAGGACGCCCUGGGCGAGUUCGACUUCCUGGGGACACCUGGGGACACCCUGGGGACACCUGGGGACAUCCGAGAGAGCCACCGGUGCCACCUGCGGGACGGGGACCUGGGGCCACCGCGGCCACUGCGGCCACCGGAAGGGCUCCCGGCCGAGGCGCUGGCCCUGGAUGGCCUCGGGGACCUGGCGGAGCUGACGGUGACAAAUGACAACGACGGCGGCGACGUGACGGACGGCCGCGCGCUGUCCCCGAAGCGCAGCUGGAGCCCGCGCCUGACGCUGCGCAGCCACUACGACGCCGUGCGGGCGCUGGCCUUUGUCCCUUGUCACCCGGCGCUGGUGACGGCCUCCGAGGACGCCACCCUCAAGCUCUGGAACCUGCAGAAGCCGCUCGUGCCCAGGAAGAACGCGGCGCUGGACGUGGAGCCGGUGUACGCCUUCCGCGGGCACAGGGGCCCGGUGCUGGCGGUGGCGGUGGCGGCAGGUGACACUGGUGACACUGGUGACAGCGGUGACAGCGGGGGCGCGGGGCUGUGCUGCAGUGCCGGGGUGGACGCUCGGAUCCGCUGCUGGCGCCUCCCGGGGCUGGACAGCGACCCCUACGACGGCUACGACCCGCGGGUGCUGCGCGGGGUCCUCGAGGGCCACGCCGACGCCGUCUGGGGCCUGGCCUUCGAUGUCACCGGGCGUCACCUGGCCUCGUGCUCGGCCGACGGCACCGUGCGCCUCUGGGACCCCCGCGGGGACAGCGGCGGUGGCAGCGGCACGGCUGGCACCUGCCUCAGCGUCCUGGACGGGCACAAAGAUCACGGUGUCCCCACCUCGGUGACGUUCGUCCCCACCCACCCGGCCCAGCUGGUGGCCGGCUUCCGCUCCGGUGCCACCGUGCUCUACGACCUCGAGGCCACCAAGGCCACCCUGGUGUCCCCAAACGGCGGUGGCCGUGCCCAGGUGAACCAGGUGGUCGCUCACCCCUCGCAGCCGCUGACCAUCACGGCCAGCGACGACCGCGCCAUCCGCUACCUGGACAACCGCACAGGUGCGGUGGUGCACUCCAUGGUCGCUCACCUGGACGCCGUCACCUGCCUGGCCCUGGACCCCAGCGGAGCCUUCCUGCUGUCCGGCAGUCACGACUGCUCGCUGCGCCUGUGGCACCUGUGCCAGCGCACCUGUGUGCAGGAGCUGCCCGCUCACCGCCGCAAGCACGAGGAGGCCGUGCUGGCCGUGGCCUUCCACCCCCGGCGCGCCCUCAGCGCCAGCGCCGGCGCCGACGCCCUGGCCAAGGUGUUCGUCUGACGCCUGGCACACCUGGGCACACCUGGGCACACCUGGGCACACCUGGACACAGCUGUGGACAGCGCCAGGACAGGACAGGAGGUGGUGUCACUUUGUUCCUCUGUGUGUUGGUGGCACCUGUCACCUCUCCCAGACUGGGGUGGCACCUGGGCACACCUGGUGGCACCUUGGCACACCUGGGCACACCUGGGGAGAGCACUGGGACCAGACAGGAUGUGGUGCUCUUUGUCCCUCUGUGUGUUGGUGGCACCUGUGGUGGCACCUGUGGUGUCCUCUGUCACCUCUCCCGGACUGGGGUGGCACCUGGGCACACCUGGUGGCACCUGGGGACAAUGCCAGAACAGGACAGGACAUGGUGCCAUUUGUCUCUCCGUGUGUUGGUGGCACCUGGUGGUCUCUGUCACCUCCCCUUGCCCAGGGAUCAGGUGUGACACACCUGAGGUGGCACCUGGGCACACCUGGUGGCACCUGGGGACAGCACCAGGACAGGACAGGACAUGGUGCCAUUUGUCUCUCCAUGUGUUGGUGGCACCUGGUGGCCUCUGUCACCUCCCCUUGCUCAGAGACCAGGUGUGACACACCUGUGGUGGCACCUGGGCACACCUGAGGUGACACCUGGGCACACCUGGGCACACCUGGGCACACCUGGUGGCCUCACCACAGACCAAGGACAGGACAGGAGGUGGCACCACGGUGACACAGUUUGUUCCUCUGUGUCUUGGUGGCACCUGGUGGCCCAGGGACCAGGUGAGGUGACACCUGGGGACACCUGGUGGCACACCUGGGCACACCUGGGGGCAGCACCAGGAACAGGACAGGAGGUGGCACUGAGGUGACAUCGGUCAUUGCUGCGUGCUGGUGGCACCUGGUGGCAUCAGGUGGCCUCGGUCACCUCCCCCCGAGCAGGUGACACACCUGAGGUGGCACCUGGGCAGGUGAGGUGGCACCUGCCAUUGUCACCUGUCCCUGCCCAGGCCUGAAGGGCUCUGUUCCCUCCCCCCCCCCUCAAAUUUGGGACAAAUUUGGGACAAUUUGGGGGAUUUUUCCCUCCAGGUAAAUCCCAAAUUUUAGGGAUUUUUUCCCAAAUUUUUAGGAUUUUUCCCCAAUUUUUUCAUAUUUUUCCCCACCAGAAAAAUCCCAAAUUUGGGGGAUUUUUCCCUCCAGAUAAAAAUCCCAAAUUUUAGAGAUUUUUCCCCAAAAUUUUUAGAAUUUUUUCCGCCAUUUAAAUCCCAAAUUUUAAGGUUUUUCCCCAAAUUUUUUAUAAUUUUCCCCCCAUCUAAAUCCCAAAUUUUAGGGAUUUUUUUCCCAAAAUUUGGGGAUUUUUUCCUUCCAAUUUUUUGUAUUUUCUCCCACCAGAUAAAUCCCAAAUUUUGGGGAUUUUUCCUUCUGGAUAAAUCCCAAAUUUUAGGGUUCCCCCCCAAUUUUUAAGAUCCCCCCCCCCCCCAUUAAUUCCCAAAUUUUAGGGAAUUUUCCUCAAUUUUUAGGAUUUUCCCACCCAAGUAAAUCCCAAUUUUGGGGGUUUUCCUCACAAAUUUUGUAAUUUCCCCCCAAUUUUUAGGGUUUUUCCCUCAAAUUUUUUGGGUUUUCCCCCCAAAUCAAUCCCAAAUUUUGGCAUUUUCUCCCCAAAUUUUUAGGAUUUUUUUGCCUGAAAAAUCCCAAUUUUUAGGAUUUUUCCCAAUUUUUAGGAGUCUUUCCCCCCAAGAUUUUUGGGAUGUUCCCCCCCCACGUAAAUCCCAAUUUUUUUAAAUAUUUCCCCCCCUAAUUUUUAGGGUUUUUUCCCUCAGAAAAAUCCAAAUUUUUGGGAUUUCACCCUCUGGAUAAAUCCCAAAUUUUAGAUAUUCCCCCUCCCCCCGCUCCCAUUUUUGGGAUUUCCCCCACUAAUUUUGGGAUUUUUUUUUCUCCCCAAAUUUGGGGAAUUUUCCCCCCCAAUUUUUGGGAUUUUUCCCCCAAUUUUGGGAAUUUUUUCCCUGCAGUUAUUGGAAUUUCCAUCCCCCGCAAAAUUUGGGGAUUUUUACCCCCAAAUUUUGGUAUUUUCCCCCCAAUUUUUGGUAUUUCCCCUCCCAAAUUUUUGGGAUUUUCCCCCACAUUUUUGGGAUUUUUUUCCCCCCAAAUUUUACGAUUCCCCCCCAGAUUUUGGGAUUUUUCCUCCCAAUUUUUGGGAUUUUCCCCCAAUUUUUAGGUGUUCCCUCCCCCCAAUUUUGGGGAUUUUUUCCCCAAUUUUUGGGAUUUUUUUCCCCCGAUUUUUGGGAUUUUCCCCCUUUGUAAAUUUUGUACAGCUGAAAACUCCCCCAAAUCCCCUAAAAAUUCCCCAAAUUCCUUUUGAAAUCCCCCAAAAUCCCCCAAAGCCGCCCCCCCGGGGCUGCCAGCGCUGCCUUAUCACCGUGUGAUAAUCGCGGAGCCCCAAAAUUCCCCAAAUUCCCCCCAAAAAUCCCCCAAAUCCCCCUUUUUCACGGCGUUUUCUUGGAUAUUUAUUUGGUGUUUUUGGGGUUUUUUGGGGUGGGGGAGGGGCGGCAAUAAAAGAUUUUGGCAAAA
This is a messenger RNA of Passer domesticus (house sparrow), 4717 nucleotides long. RefSeq names its product striatin 4 (gene STRN4). Bases 59 to 2185 code for a protein of 708 amino acids. The record is from RefSeq and is a predicted model, not a curated record. Gene Ontology annotation, cellular component: dendrite. NCBI's taxonomy places the organism in Eukaryota, Metazoa, Chordata, Aves, Passeriformes, Passeridae. Gene Ontology annotation, molecular function: protein-containing complex binding; armadillo repeat domain binding; protein phosphatase 2A binding. The transcript has 17 exons.